Klebsormidium nitens is the source of this 4463-nucleotide messenger RNA. The record is from the annotation of a GenBank genome assembly. NCBI's taxonomy places the organism in Eukaryota, Viridiplantae, Streptophyta, Klebsormidiophyceae, Klebsormidiales, Klebsormidiaceae.
UGCUAGUGUUCCUUCCCUAGCAAAGGAGCUGCUGUGCUAGAACCUCCUCAUACAUUCUGCAAUGUACGGGCCUUGGCAAAAGAGCUGGUAAAGCCUCAAACAAGAUGGGCUUCCUCUCGAGUCUGAUCAGCAAGAAGCAGAGCGAGGGCCACGGGCCCCCGCGCUUGGACACCAACCGAGUGCUCCGCUCUCCGCCCGCGGAAGACGACCACAUUUACUCUUCCUCAAACACGCCCGUAUUCACACCGCGCAACGAGGAGGAACCGGACGGCUUUGACCUGUCCAAGCUGCGACCGGUGCGCGUGCGGACAUCCGUCGUGCGCGAGGGAGGUCCGAAAACGACGGGCCAUGCCGGGAAUGGAUUUUACGGGGCCAAAGCUGGAGCUGAUUCGGAGGAAAAUGGGCGAGCAGAAAACGGGAUUGAGGGGGCCGGGUUAGAGGCUAACCUGGAGGGAUCGCCCGUCGUUCAGGAGCUGCCGCACAAUGAAACGCCGGCAUCGGCGGCGUCGUCCAUAAGCUAUGUGACGGAGCCAGACGAUGAGGAACCGGCGGCGGAGUCUCAGCCCCUAACCGGUUCUCGGCAGAGCGCAGCACUGGGGACAAUCAGAGAAGUGCCCGAACUGGAGUAUAGUCCUGGGCAAGAAACGAGCACCCAGAUCGGAAAGAAGUCUCCGCUCGGCGUUGAGAACGGUCCUCAGAGGCUGCUCAUUUCGGACUGGCCCGGACAGCACCUGGUGGCGUACGAAAGCACAGGUUCGGACCAGGGGGCUGAACUCGCAGGAAACGUUACCCCCCCACCAAGGGGCAGUCCGAACGGGGGGCAAAACUCUUCAGCCGAAACGACACCCCUGCCAUUGAUUGGUCGGCAGGCAGCCCCCGCCAAAACCCCGCAACCCUUUGGCAUAAACCCGGCGAAGAUCCGCAACCAGGCCGCAAAGAGCGGGCCGCAAGCUUUCCUCGACAUCUCCCGCAAGCCGACGGCGGAGGACAUAAGGGCGCGGCUCGGGCUGGCGGCCAACGAGCCGAUCACUGCAUCGAGGGCUACGAUUCGGCCGAUCAUCAAAUACGUGUUCCGGCCAACGUAUCUGGUGUUUCUAGUGCUGGGUCCGUGGUACUUUUACACGCUGUCACUCGCAUACGCGAACGUGAUUGUGAGCAGCAUGUUCUUUGUGAGCGAGCUCGUAAGCUGGCUGCUCGGGAUCUGCUUCUUCUUCAACUUCUGGUACGCUACGGAGCGCAACGAUAUCACGCUCAGAGGGAUGUACCCCACAUUUGAGAAGGACGAUUGGCCCGAGGUUGACAUCUGCUUCUGCCACUACUUGGAGCCCGUGGAAGAGCUGCGGGGCCCGCUCGAGAAGGCCCUGCAGAUGGACUACCCCAAGCACAAACUGCACAUCAAGAUCCUGGACGACGGGUACCUCGGCAAGCGCGCCAACGGCGCGUACGGCGUCUCGACGCUCGGGGCGGAGCUCGAGUCCAUGGUCAUCAAGGUUUUGGAAGGGUUAAAGCCUAACCGGAUAAAGAUCCCCGGGCACUUGGUGCCCCGACGGCACACCGCGCCGGGGGGCAUGGUAAUUGUGAAUUUCGUGGACCCGAAAAAAAGGCUUCCGAAAGUGAGCAUCAUUAGCCGGAUGAAGGGCAAGGAGAGCCACUUCAAGACGGGGAAUCUGGAGAACGCCAUUUACAACGCCGGCACGUCCGCCCAGUUCCUGGCCUUCUUCGACGUCGACAUGGAGCCCAAGCCGGACUUUUUGCAGCGCAUCAUGCCGCUCUUCUACCAGUACGACGUCGAAAAGGAGGCAUGGCUGCCCGACUGGAAGGUCGGCUUCGUUCAGACCCCCCAGACGUUCAGCAACAUCGAGGAGUCGCAGGGUUCCGACGAUCCGCUGUACCAGAGCAACGGAGUCUUCUUCUCCAGCAUCCAGGCCGGAAGGGACGGCAUCGGUAUGGCGUCGUUCGCCGGAACGAACGCGGUCUUCUUCAAGCCAGCCCUUGAUGACGGCCUGGGCUUCAUCUACGGCUGCCUGACGGAGGACGCGGCGACGGCCAACAAGCUGCACAGCUUCGGCUGGAAGGGCGCGUAUCUGAACAUCAACCUAGCGUCGGGGCACGCGCGCGAGACGGUCGGGGAGACCAUGGACGAGCGGAAGCGAUGGGUCAUCGGGUCGGUCCAGAUGUUCUGGCUAGAGUAUGGACGCACCUGGCUCGGCAUCUCGCGGCGGUUUCUCAACCCGCCGCUGCGGCAACAGGCCGACAAGAAGCUGACGUUGGCUCGGUACGCACCGAAGGAGGCGGCGAAGCCCAUCUGUCCGGAGGACACGGGGCACCAUUUCCGCGACGCGCGGCGGAAGAGCACGAUCCUGCGGAUCUUCCACACCAUCAUCUUCUUCGACAUGACGCUGUACCCGCUUGGGGCCCUCGAGGCGGUGGCAAUGUACGUCAUGGCCAUCAUUUACUGCGUGGGUGACGUGUCACCGCUCAAGUUCUUUGCGAUCGGGGGCAAGUUCUCGACGGGGGCGAUCCUGGUCAUCACUCUCGCAUGCUACCAGGCGGUGCGCCUCUUCAUGUUUGGCGUCGCGUGUUACGUCCUCUUCAAGAACGGGACGGUGGCCAAAGACAUCUACCGGUCCAUGCAAGCCUGGUUCGGUUUCGCAUGGACCACCAUCGUUGGCACGAUCGAGGCGACGUACAUCGCGGUGCGCGGCCGCGGGAUGAAGUGGGGCGACCACAAGACGGGCAUCCGGCCCAUGCUGGAGCUGCCCAACCUAGUUGCCUGCAUCAUGCUGCUCGUCGCCAUGGUCGUCGCGUGCGCCAACCUCUUCAUCGAGGUGGGAAUGUGUCCCUUUCGUAUUCCGUUUCCGUUUCCGUUUCCAUUUCCGUUUCCGCUCCGUCUGAACGGAAGUUCAUGGUCGUCGCGUGCGCCAAUCUCUUCAUCGGGGUGGGAACGCGUCCCUUCCGCAUUCCGUUUCCGUUUCGGCUUCGCAUGGACAGAGUUGGUUUUAGAGUGCGCCAACCUCUUCGUCGAGAUCACGACUCCAAAGCGCAGCGGGUUCAGCGUUGCCGGGUCGCUGACGUUCGCAUUGUUCGUGCUGGUCAAUCUUUGGCCCACAACGCGCUGCACGCUCGCGGAGAUCAACCGACUGCCCACAUGGGCUUACAAGAUGCCGUUAAUGAUGAUGGUUACUGGUGCGGUCAUCUUUGGCAUGAUCUUUAUGUCCGUCAUGGGCAAAGUUCUGCAGCCGCCCUUCGUCUACGGCGCCUUCGGAACCGGGCAGUACCGGAACCUCUUCCAGGAAGCCGGAAUCGACCCCACCCUGGUGCAGCCCAAGAUCGACGGCCUGUACAACGCCACGUUUCUGGGCGGCCCCGCCACGCGGCUGUUCUUCCAGGUGGACGACACGUCAGCAGUCAUCCAGGACCCCGUGACGGGCUACGUGACGUCACUUGGGAUGAGCUACGGCAUGAUGUUUGCUCUGCAAAUGGGCGCGCGGAAGCAGUUUGACCAGCUGUGGGGCUGGACGCGCGCGAACAUGAUGAUCCAGCCGCCCAAUCAGCACGCCGGCUUCUUCGCAUCCACGAUGACCAAGUCCGGGGCGGUCGUCGACGGAGUUCCGACUCCGCUGGCGGAAGAGUACUUCGUGACGUCACUCCUCUUCGCGGCGGGACGGUGGCAGAUUACAGGUCCGGACGCGUCCGGCGACUACCGCCGGUGGGCGCAGAAUAUCCUGAGCAACAUGCUGUACCGCGAACAGAUCGCGGGGAUCGUCGGCAGCGCGACGCCCGAGACCAGCAUGUUCGCGUCCCAAACCCCAAACCUCGUGACCUACAAGCCGACCGCGGCCGGUUCCCAGUACACGGCGACCGCUUACCAGACGCCCGUGUUUUACGACCUCUGGUCCCGAUGGGUGCCCGGACGGUUCGGCGGGGGGAAGAACCGGUUCUUGGCGUUGGUCUCAAAAAGCAGCAGAGACUUCCUGAAGAACUCGUUUUCCACGGCUUCCGGCCUUCCGCCGGAGUUGAGCUACCUGAACGGAACGGCGAUGCCGGCACAGGGCGCCAGCAAACCGGUGUUCGGGCCACUCGCUUAUCAGACGGGGGCCAACAUAGCCUUGGACGUGGCCUGGCUCGGGCUGAAAGCGGACGCCUGGGAGGUGACGCGCUGCUCGGAGCUGCUCGCCUUCUUCUUCGCUGAGGGCGUCAAGAACUACGGCCUCAGCUACGACCUGGACGGCACCAGCCUGCAGCCCAACCUAGUUGCCGACGAGCGGGUCGGCCUGGUCGCCAUGAACGCGGUGCUCGCGCUCGGGGUUCCCCCAAAUGACGUGGCGACCGCGUUCGUCAAGGCGCUGUGGAACUCCGCGCUGCCCGCGACCGGAAGCAACCGGUUGACGAACAGCCUGCUGUACAUGUUCGGAAUGUUGCACGCGGGGGGGCAAUUCAGGGUAUACGCGCCGGUUUGGUAA